Messenger RNA from Xylona heveae TC161, 1181 nucleotides. RefSeq lists its product as hypothetical. The transcript is spliced from 2 exons. Gene Ontology annotation, biological process: cilium assembly. Lineage: Eukaryota; Fungi; Ascomycota; Xylonomycetes; Xylonales; Xylonaceae. The record is from RefSeq and is a predicted model, not a curated record. Bases 119 to 901 code for a protein of 260 amino acids.
CCCGAAACGGGGCUUGCGGCAUGGCAAGAGGAUGGGCAUGGUUUUAGACCGUGCCACUCGAUUGUAGUUGCCUCAUUUGCUUAGGUCAUCAACGUUGUCAGGUGUCUGGAGCGUAACAAUGAGCCACAGGAUCAACCUCACAAAGAAAGAUGCAUCUACUCUAGAUCAAAUCUUUGACCCGGAAUCAACGCCCUCGCCUGCAAUCAAUAUCAGCUCUGAUGCCCCAGAUGACCCCCACAUUAAGGACUCUCAAUUGCUAGAAGAGCUUAAAAAACGAGAAAAAGAUGCGAUUGUGCUGUUAGAGAAGAAUGUCAGUUCUGAGUUAGGCGGAAAGGCGAGAGUCGAUCCGAGCAUUUACAAGCAGGUCUUGGAUGAACUGUCGGAGUUGAUAUCGGAAGAGCCAUCAUAUGCAAGCGUGCGGAACAAUCGUGCUCAGCUGCUUCGAUUGCAACACGGAGACCACGUUUUGGUGAUAGCUUGGAGUCCAACGGCGGCGGGGAAAGAGAAGCAGCAGGCUUCCAUUGCGGAGACCAUCUUGACUGAUCUGGACACGGCUCUUGACUUGCUCACGCCAACUUCCUCGACGGUAUCACUCUCACGAAGCCAAGCACGUACAUUGGCGCAAGCACAUACGCAGCGAGCAGCUCUAUUGUAUACAGCAUCAAAAGAUGCAGCGUCGCAUGACAUGAUGAAAAGACAAUGGCGUCCCGUGGGGAACAAAUUUGAAGGUUGGACCGCAGACAGAUUUGAAGAAGCUGCAUCACGCGAUUUCUUCCUCGGUGGUCUUUAUGGAAACGAACUGUCCAAGGCCAUGGCCGUACAUACUAAUCCGCAUGCCAAGUUAUGCGGGGCAAUUAUACAGGAAGCGUUAAGAAAAGAAUACGCGCCUGGGUUAGCAUAGGUUGCGUCCAUGUCUCUCGAAUUUCUCUUUGAACAUUUGAAUUUUGGUUGAGAAUGCACCUUUUAUCAUUCAGCUAUUGGUGCUUAGACAAAUGACUCAUGACUUAUAUCCUAUGUAUUUCUUACUCAAAUAUAAAUUCCGGGACCCUACUCUGCACAAGCGUCAAGGAGCUUCUUAUGGCUCUCCAUGGCUUCUUUGGCAAAGUCUUCCAGCUCGUAGUCCUUUCCUUUGCCGUUUGGGCCGCCGUCAAAAACUUCCAUUGAGAAAUAUCCUCUAAAUC